Molecule: messenger RNA, 1803 nt
Organism: Funneliformis mosseae
Lineage: Eukaryota; Fungi; Glomeromycota; Glomeromycetes; Glomerales; Glomeraceae
Source: the annotation of a GenBank genome assembly
AUGGAUAUCGAUCCAAGUUCCAAACCUUCCAAGAAAUCAAAAAAGGACAAAGAUUCCAAAAAGAAAAAGUCAAGUAAACAUAAGAAACAUAAGAAGCAUCAUAAGAAACGAACUCGUCAUGAAGAUCAUAGCAAAGGUGGUGAAGGUAGUUCUUCUGGAUCAGAUCACGAAAAAUUAGGCAAACGUAUGUUAGAUAUAGAGUUUUUAAAAGAUACUUUACAGAGUAAAAAAUCAGAUCGUGAGGGUCUAAUUCAAGAUGAGAGUGAUUAUAUACCUUCUGGAAGUGGUAGAGUAGGUAUUCAAGUCGAAUCAAGUUCUCAGACUGUAUUUACCAAUUUUAGAAAUCCGUUUAGUAGAGAAACUUUUAAAAGACCACAAGAUCAAGAUAGUUUAUAUUAUUCAUCUACUUCCAGUGGCAACUAUUCAAAAAAGCGGUCACGAUCUCCUUCUCCACCUAAUCAUGAUGAUAUGAGGCAUAUUUCGAGUACGAGUAUGCCAACUAUCGCAUCUGUCAUAUCGGUAUCAUCUCCCAAACCCACUUUAUCCGUUUCCGAGUUAAAUAAACUACAGGCAAAGUCUAUUCGAGCCAGAUUGAUGAAUAUGCCAAAUGCGGAUGAUUUAGAGAAGCAAUAUGAAGAAGCCAAGAAAAAAGCAGAGGCUGGUCCUGAAGAUUCUGAUUCACGUGUCGAAGUGUUGUCUAUGUUGGAUAGCAAAGGUAGACUUUAUGAUCUUCAAGGACAAAAAUCCGAAUCUCCACAGCAUGCUGGAUCAUCACGUCGUAAGAAAGAAAAGAUUGAUACACAUGAUGCGAGUGGUGAUCGGAUUCGUUAUUUCAAGGAUGAUGACGAUCUUACAUUAAAAGACUUAAUACGUCAGGAAAAAUUUGGAAAUAGGGAUACAAUGGAUUCACAAAUCGCAGGAAGGAUUAUGAAAGAUUCCAUGUUCCAGGAUGAUUUAGAAUAUAUGGAUGAAAAGGCAGAUAGUAUAGCGAAGGUUCAAACAAGAACUUCUGAUCAAAAGAAAGAAUUUGCUAUUAGGGAUUUCCAAAAAUCAAAGCAGGUUUUGGAUAACUGUAUAUAUUGCUUAAAAGAUAAUUCGAAACCUCAAGUUGCCAUGGUUUCACUAGGAUAUAGGGCAUACCUUGCCUUACCAAAUGUAGUAGAGAUGACUCAAGGCCAUUGUUUGAUUGUUCCUGUUCAACACGUUACUUCAACUUUAGAAUGUGAUGAUGACGUAUGGGAUGAAAUUCGGAAUUUUAUGAAAAGUUUAAUCCAAAUGUUUGCCGAUGAAGGUCGUGGUAUUAUCUUUAUGGAAACAGUUAUUAAUAUGAAAUGGAAUAACCACACUGUUAUAGAAUGUGUACCAAUGCCUUGGGACUUGGCUCAGGAUGCCCCCGCAUAUUUCAAGGGUAAUAUAUGUGACAUUAGAUUCUUGGCAAACACCAACUCCCUAAAAUAUUACUAUGUCGCUGAAGGAAUUCUUGAAAGUAGUGGAGAAUGGUCUCAGAACAGAAAAUUAAUUGAUACAUCUAAAGCAACUUUUAGAAGGUCAAUGGUUAAAGAAUUACCAUAUUUUCAUGUUUGGUUUGGAUUAGAUAAAGGAUACGGACACGUGAUAGAAAAAGAGAAAUCUUUUCCUUUUUGGUUUGGAAAAGAAAUUCUUGCUGGAAUAUGCGAUUUACCUCCAAACCUAUGGAGAAAACCCAAGAAGCUACAUCCAAGAGAUAAUCCUGAUCGUAUUCAAGAAUUUAUGAAAAAAUGGAAGACAUGGGAUUGGACAAAAAUGUUGCAAGAAGAACAAUAA